AUGGCGCGCACGCUUAUUGAUCCCCUCGCUCCCCAGCAGCCGUAUACGCCAGCGCAGGCAUACGGUCCCAUGACGUUGCCGACUGCGGGCAGCAACAUCCUCGCCGGGAUCGCCAAUACGGUAAACGGGGCGCUCCCGCGCAUGGUAAAGCCGCUCCCCGGCGAAACCCCGGAUACGCCGUGGGCUCCGUGGAUGCAGGCGGCCGCGCAACAGCCGCAGGUUCCGCAGCAGGCGGCACCAGCAUACGGAACACCCUCCGCGGUAUGGCCCGGCGGUGAGCCGGCGACGGCAGCACCCUCCGGGAUGCCCGCGAUCACGCCGGGUAUAGGCGCGUCAUUUCAGCAGGCAGAAUUUGCCCCGGCACUUCAGGCGCUCCGGAUGGCGACGCAGCCACAGACUUCCCAGCAGGCUGCCCCCGCGUAUGCGCCACCUACGCCAGCCCCAGCCCCUGUCGCCUCGGGCUAUACGCCCCAGACAAGCCAGAACCUUAACUGGCAGGACCCGAGAGCGGUUACCGUGCGUGCUGCGCAGCAGAUGCUCGGGAUCAAUAUGCCGGCCGCGCAGCGGUCGCUUCAGCAGCAGCAGCAGAACGAGGUCUACAAUGGGACGCAGGCGGGUCAGACGUUUACGCAGAUGCUUGCCGCGGGUAUUCCUGCCCCGCAAGCUGCGGCCCUUACGCAUCUGUCUGGUGCGCUUGGUAGUCCGCAGGCUGCAAUGGGUUACAUGGAUAGCCCGCAGGCAGCGCAGAACGCACAGACCCUUUCGGCCUAUCAGCAGCAGCUUUUGGGGCAUGGUCUGCUGACCGGGGAUAUGAACCCGGUGAAUCAGUUUAUGCACGAGGGUGGUUCAUACUACACCCCGGGCGCACCGCGAGGAUACGAAUACGGCACGGAUACCCGGGGCAUGCCGGAACUGUAUACGACCGAGGCGAAUGGGCGGCAGACUGCGGCCUCUGACCCGCUCGCCUCUUCCGUGCAGAUGACGCCCGACCAGAUGCUGCAGAUGCGCAGUGGCAUGAUGCAGCGGCAGUUCCAGUCACAGGAGAACAGCCGUAAGGAGAUGGCCACCCUUCUCGGCUCGAUCUAUCGAAACUACGGGGCCGCGUCGCAAGGGCAGCGUAUGUUGUCCAUGCUGUCCCCGGCCGUCCAGCAGGGCUGGCUCACCCCGGAACAGGCGCGUGCCGUGUUUACCUCAACUAUGACCGGCGUUAAUCCCUAUAUGAUGGAUGGCGGCGGAGACGGGGGGCAGUAA
Molecule: messenger RNA, 1251 nt
Organism: Drosophila takahashii
Lineage: Eukaryota; Metazoa; Arthropoda; Insecta; Diptera; Drosophilidae
Source: RefSeq, a predicted model, not a curated record